Dentiscutata erythropus is the source of this 158-nucleotide messenger RNA. The record is from the annotation of a GenBank genome assembly. NCBI's taxonomy places the organism in Eukaryota, Fungi, Glomeromycota, Glomeromycetes, Diversisporales, Gigasporaceae.
CUAUAUCAUCUUUCGCCACUGGUAUCAUCAUUGGUGUUGGGAUUUUAAAUGCUAAUGGCACCAUUUUGGUAUUUUUUUCAUCUACUCUUUCGUCGUUGCUUGGUGGUGUUUUGAUGUUUCUUUUGCUAGCUGUCUUUCAUGUCGCUAUUGUAGUAGUG